GUGUUUACCUAAUAUUUACAGUCCAUGGUGUUUACAUCAUAGUUCACGUCUAGGUCACAGUUUUCUGGAAGCCUCUGGAGAAAGCUUUGCAAAUAUGUUUAAGAAAAUGCAAUACCGAUUUUGCACAAACUACGACCAUGUGGAUUCAUAUUUUUUUUUAUGGUAGAAUCACUUUUUGAGCUCCCUUUGAACUGACAAUCUGAAGGUUUCACAGUUCAUUCAUCAAAUCGGACUUUUGACCUGAGGUUUUUUUUUUAUUUUUUAGAUGUAACCAGUCCGUUGGUUUGGUCGUACUGCUGAUGUAUUGCAGAGAUAAAACGAUGUUUUCGUUCGUUGUCUUUUCGGUCUGUUAUUCUUUAAUAUCAGCUGUGGUCCAAGUAGAGCCCCGUGAGAUCUCUUCUUACGUAGCUGCUGUGUACGAGCACAGUUUAAUCCUGAACCCGGAGCCUCAUGUCCCCCUGUCACGCGCCGCUUCCCUGCAGCACCUGCAGAGAAACCUGGACAUCUACGAGCAGCAGGCUGCACGAGCCUCCCAGCAGGGUGCCCAGAUCCUGGUGUUUCCAGAAGAUGGUCUUCAGGGAUUCAACUUCAGCCGUUCAUCCAUCUCUGGGUACCUUGAAAUAAUUCCUGACCCCCAGCAAGAGAGGUGGAACCCCUGCACAGAGCCUGAGAAGUACAACAACACUGAGGUUCUCCAGCGCUUGAGCUGUAUGGCCCGUCGUAACAAACUCUACCUUGUGGCCAACAUGGCUGGCCUGCAGCCCUGCCCCCUGAAGACCGACCCCACCUCCUCCUGUCCCUCUGAUGGACGCUGGCAGUUCAACACCAACGUGGUCUUCAGCUCAGACGGCCUGCUGGUGGCGCGCUACCACAAAAACAACCCCUACUUUGAGGAGGCCUUUAACACUCCGCCACAACCUGAGAUCAUAACUUUUGACACUCCUUUUGCCGGGAAGUUUGGCCUUAUCACUUGCUUUGACAUCCUCUUCAAUGAGCCCACAAUUACCCUGCUGGAAAAGGACGUGCGUCAGUUAAUCUUCCCCACAGCCUGGAUGAACCAACUCCCCCUCCUGGACACAAUCCAGUUCCAGCAGGCCAUCAGUUUGGGUGCCAAUAUCACCCUGCUAGCAGCCAACAUUCGUAGUGAUACUCUUAUCAUGACUGGAAGUGGUAUCUACACCCCUUUUUCUGCCACCUAUCACCACGCACAGAGAGGAGACCCGGAGGAGGGCAGACUGCUCGUUGCUAGGGUGCCGGUCUUAGAACAGGAUGGGGCGUUUGCAGCAGAGUCGAAAUCAUCUACAGCAGCAGACUCUGGAUUCUGUCAUCAUGAGAGCUGUUCUGAUGCUUCUUCAGUCCCUCCCUCCUCAGACACCUUCACUUCCUCCAUGAUGUGGGACCCAUUUACAUUUGUCCUCUUACAGGAAACAGAAGGCAGAGUUAAUGUGUGCAAUGGCACCUUUUGCUGUCACCUGCAGUACCAGCGGUUUCCACAGGGUGGCAGUAAUGAGUUGUAUGCAUUAGGAGCAUUUGCUGGAACUCACAUUGUGAAUGGACGCUAUGCUGUGCAGGUGUGUGCACUCGUCCGUUGUGCAGGGUUGGACCUCAGCUCCUGUGGGCAGGAAGUUGAAGAGGCGGAGUCUAAAAUGGACUUCCAAUUGGAGGGGAAGUUUGGAACCAGAAAUGUGUACCCGUCAGUUUUGGCAAGCAAGAUGGUCCUGGAGCAGCCAGAGCAUUUUGAAAAAGGUGCAGACGGCAAAGUGAUCUUGAAACACUCAAACAUGAGUGGUGGGCUGGUGACCGCCUGUCUGUACGGACGGAUGUAUCACCUGGACAAUGAAUGAACUGCUUAAGAGAAAAAUCUCAAUAGUUUUAGAAAAUACAUUUUCUGACCAAGA
Messenger RNA from Labrus mixtus (cuckoo wrasse), 1898 nucleotides. RefSeq names its product biotinidase (gene btd). Gene Ontology annotation, molecular function: hydrolase activity, acting on carbon-nitrogen (but not peptide) bonds, in linear amides. The transcript has 6 exons. Lineage: Eukaryota; Metazoa; Chordata; Actinopteri; Labriformes; Labridae. The record is from RefSeq and is a predicted model, not a curated record. The coding region runs from base 300 to 1844 and encodes 514 amino acids.